AUGCUCAGAAGUCUUUUCGGAGCAGCAGCUUCUGUUGCAGCGCUGGCUGUGGCAGUGACCGCCCAUCCGACAGCCAGUAGCGAAGCUUCCGGGCAAGCGGUCACCAAGAACCGGACAACAUGCGCGACAAGCAACGGUGCUGCGGCCUUUAAGGGAAUGUAUCAAGAGAUUAAUCGACCGCAAAUUCAUUACAGCCCAAGCGCUGGCUUCAUGAAUGACCCAAAUGGUCUGUUCGUCGACGAUGAUGGUCUCUUCCAUCUCUACUUUCAGUACAAUCCGAAUCAAACAGUCGCUGGCAAUCAACACUGGGGUCACGCGACGUCCAAGGACGGAUAUGCCUGGGACAAUCAUCCCAUCGCUCUUGCGCCAGAAAAGGCGGGCGAGGGCAUCUUCUCUGGCUCUAUCGUGGUCGACCGCAACAACACGUCCGGCUUCUUUGGAGACGACGUCAAACCCGGCGACAGGGUGGUAGCCAUCUAUACCCUCAACACCGAGGACAACCAGACGCAAGACAUUGCUUACAGCAAGGACGGUGGAUACACUUUCACCAAGUACGAGAGAAAUCCAGUGAUUGAUCUCAAGACGACCCAAUUCAGAGACCCAAAGGUGAGGCAGGCGGCUUUGAAACUCGUGACUGUUCUGUCCUCGUUGAGCCUUUUCGUCACGUGACUGAUGGCGCCAUAUUUCGAGACGACAGGUAUUUUGGGACGAACAACAUAGUCACUGGGUCAUGGCUGUGGCUCAUCCUCAGUCCUACGAAGUCGGCUUUUACACCAGCGCCGACCUCAAGUCAUGGCAGGAGACUUCGCGCUUCUCGGGCGGACUGUGGGGAUACCAGGUGCGUUGGACUAUGUAGUCGAAUGUGGUGCGCAGUCGUUUGACCUCUGAACGUCCUAUUUUCACGCAGUUCGAGUGCCCAGGCUUAGUGCAAAUUCCUAUUGUGGGCGGACCCAGGAACGGCGAGAAGAUGUGGACGCUUCUGGUCUCCAUCAAUCCCGGAGCUCCUCUCGGCGGCAGCGUCCAGCAGUACUUCUUCGGAGACUUUUCCAACGGCAAAUUUACCGCAAACGACACUGCCGUUCGCUUUGCGGACUUUGGAAAGGACUUCUACGCUGCCCAGACUUAUUUCAACGCUCCUGAAGGCCAGGCCAUCAUUCAAGGCUGGGCUAGCAACUGGCAGUACACCCAGGUGGCGCCCACUGCACGUGGUGACAGCGGCUGGCGUAGCGCGCAAAGUCUGCCGAGAACCAUGACUGCUAGGUGGACUCAGUACGUGAGUGCUGUCGUGCGCGGUCUGGGUUUUGGUUGAGCAAUGCUGAACCUCUCCUCUCGACGCAGAAUCCUAUGUACAACGGAUACCAGCUCUCGAUGGAGCCUCUGCCAUUCGGCACAUUGGCUGGAGCUGAGCUUGCGCAACGGGCCACAUCCAACACCACCGUUCAAUUGAAGGGUGAUGGUGCCUUCGAUGUGCGUGCCACCUUUGCUGUGCCAGCAGACGCCAAGAACGCCGAGACCGCGCGACUGCGAGUCAAGACGCGCGGAGGGGCUUUCCUCGACGUUGGAGCCCUCGUCAAGCCUGGAGACCCCGCAACCAUCUACACAGAUCGGCGCAAGGCCGGUGUCACGUUCGCGGACACCAAUUCGUUCUUCACGGACAGAGCUAGCGUUGCAGUCAUGCCUUUGAGGCGUGACCCAGCAGACGCCAAGAGUGAUCAGCUCAUCGACCUCCACGUCGUCGUCGACCGUACUUUGACAGAGGUAUUUGCCCAGAAUGGCACCGUCAGCGCAGUGAGUCUUGCGUUCGUGAUUUGGAUUCUCCGCUAUGCCAUCCAGUGCUGAUCAGUGACCCGCACCGGGCGCCAGUCCACGUUGACGUAUUGGGACAACAACGAGUUCCCUAGUAGCUUGCAAAUUGGACUGAGUAGCAAGGACAUCACGCUGGAGUCCCUUAGCGUCAAGCCCAUCGCUUCCACAUGGAAGCGCUGCGCGAGCUACUGA
Molecule: messenger RNA, 1998 nt
Organism: Ceraceosorus bombacis
Lineage: Eukaryota; Fungi; Basidiomycota; Exobasidiomycetes; Ceraceosorales; Ceraceosoraceae
Source: the annotation of a GenBank genome assembly